GGAAAUGUAGAUUAUUUUCAUGAUGAUGAUGAUGACAAAGAAGUUACACCCGAUAAACCUAGGAGUCGAAAACCAUCACAAUUUUUAUGCACUCCUUACACCGAGGUAUUCGUUUUAUUUAUAAACUGAUGAUUUUAUGUUUAUGUGAAUUAUCUAUGUUUAUGUGAAUUAUCUGAAAGAUAUACAUUUAAACAUAUGAAUAUUGUUUUUAGUUGCACACGACACCGAAACAAAAAAGAAGAACAAAAAAGAAGGUUGGUACGAAAUCAACAUGCCCCGUUCCUCCUCCAGUUUUUGGUGUUGCUCAUGACUUCUCCAUGUUGCGCCUGCAACCUUACGUAGCAGGCGGUGAGGAUGUCAUCCAAAAUUAUGUAUUGCAUUCAUACGAUGUGCAGCAUCGUUUGUUUAAUUUCGUGUUAGAUAGAGAUUUUUGGAGCUCAUUGUUUGGGCAUACACACGACGGAUGGUUGGAGUCAGCGGUAAAUAAAUUGUUAAUUAAUUCUUUUAAAAGUUAAUUGUUUUUUAGUCAAUAACAAAAGUAUCAUGUGUGCAGCAUAUAACCAUUUGGUACCGACUUUUGAUGGAGAGACGGUUUGAGAGCGACCGACAUACAAUAAUGCCUCCAAAUUUUUUUGUUUCUCAUGCUUUGGAAGAAGGACAGGACUGGAGGGCGUUUAUGGCUGGUAUUGCUACAUACCCUAACUUCAUGGUUGCUUGGUGGGAUGUUGAUACGGUCUUAUUGCCGAUUCAUUCAUCCCCUAAUCAUUGGCUAUUUGGGGAACUACGAUUAGCGUCAAUGGAAGUGCAUAUUUAUGACAGUCUUGGUAGAGGUGCUUAUGAAAAAUUCCAAUCCGAAGGAAUCUUUUCCAAAUUUGAACGUCGGGUGGCAAAUUAUUUGGACAAGAUUAAGUAUUGGGCGCGGAGGAACAUCCCAAGGAUUCCAUUGAAUAUGCAAUUCAUUUAUGAAGAAAACGUUCCCCAACAAAGUAGUCAUUUGGGAGAUUGCGGUGUUUUUCUUUGUAUGUUUAUGGAGCAAUUGGUUUCAGGUCAACCAAUACGUGUUCUUAUUGACCCAAAGAACGCAGCUUUAGAGUUCCGUCUCCGGAUGGCAAAAAUUAUUUGGGGGUCUAGUCUUGCUCCUCUGUAGUUGGAUUAUAUAAAUGUAUAUACAAAUUAAUGUUGGAUUUCAUUAUUAGUUUAUCUUUAGAGUUUACUCAACGGAUGACAAAAAAUAUAACGUUACGACAAUUACAACAAUUUAAUGACCUACUAAUUACUUAUCAAUAAAUUCAACAUAAGAACGACCACAACUUUUGUUUUAACGUUACAAAUACAACAAUUUAUUGACCAAACAACUUCAAAACCAUAAAAACAAUAUUGAAAAACUUACAACUUGUAAACAAGAACUGCCAAGAACAACACCCAACUACAAACCAACGCUAUCUUUAACUUCUUAUUUUCUGAUUGAAAGAGCUUAUUAGAGUUAGCUACUUUAGCUAUUACCAUAGAAGAUUGGUCCUUCUCUUCAUCAACCCAACUGAUAAACCCGCAUUU
Messenger RNA from Lactuca sativa (garden lettuce), 1554 nucleotides. The record is from RefSeq and is a predicted model, not a curated record. Lineage: Eukaryota; Viridiplantae; Streptophyta; Magnoliopsida; Asterales; Asteraceae.